Messenger RNA from Staurois parvus, 278 nucleotides. NCBI's taxonomy places the organism in Eukaryota, Metazoa, Chordata, Amphibia, Anura, Ranidae. The record is from the annotation of a GenBank genome assembly.
UGCACUGUGCAGACAACCUAUGAUGCCAACCAGGGGCGGACUGACCAUUUGGAAACUCGGGCACUGCCCGAGGGCCCGGGGUCAGUAGGGGGCCCCAUGAGAUGCCCCUGGUACCUUUUUCAUAGGCUUGUUGAGUUUGGGCAAGGACACAGGGGCCCCAUGAUCCCCGAUUUCCCGGGGGCCCCAUGAGUUGUCAGUCCGCCCCUGAUGCCAACCCUAUCUAAUAAACGUUUUUGGAGCAGAACAGUAGCACAGAGCCCAUAGCUACCUCACCUAUA